Messenger RNA from Uranotaenia lowii, 17990 nucleotides. RefSeq names its product CUGBP Elav-like family member 4 (gene bru3). Gene Ontology annotation, molecular function: mRNA binding. NCBI's taxonomy places the organism in Eukaryota, Metazoa, Arthropoda, Insecta, Diptera, Culicidae. Gene Ontology annotation, biological process: mRNA splice site recognition; regulation of alternative mRNA splicing, via spliceosome. Gene Ontology annotation, cellular component: ribonucleoprotein complex; cytoplasm; nucleus. The record is from RefSeq and is a predicted model, not a curated record. The transcript has 13 exons. Bases 2909 to 3982 code for a protein of 357 amino acids.
CCGUGCUUUAGUCUACAAUUGAGUUUUGUAUAGUUAAGUCGUGAUCAUAUACACUUGUUGUUUGUUGUUAUAUUUAAUUAUCUGUCUAUAAGCUGUGUCUGUGUUUUUCGGAAAAACCGUCACAAGAAGCGUGAAGAUCGCGACCAUUUUUCCCAAACCGGAGAAACCGGAGGUUUGAAUCCUGGUUCUUUGCUCUCAUCGGAGGCCACGCAGAGUCCUGCCUGCCACGCGGUUGUGGGAAACCACUCGUCGAUCAGUAGACCUUAACGCGACGAUCCUCGGAUCCUCACGGCCAGAAGACAAAAAUAAAACACAACAAGGUGCUGUCAGCAGCCGCCAAACCAAACAAAAACAUUCAAGUGCGAAAUUUUUGUGAGUGAAGGAAGUCUCGUGAAAGCUCCAAGUCCAGUUUUAGGUGAAGAAGUAGACAACUGACAGUGUUUAAAGAUCGCGCGCUCCCGAUUGUCUCCAACCCUUCCUGCAGCAGCCACUUAAAGUUGGCGAUCGUGACGAGUACUACUCGUUUUUCCUCUAGAAAAAAAAAAGUUGAACCCAGGCGCAGCAGUUCUCAACAAGUGAAUUUUGAUACACGUGCUUAGCAGAAGUGAGUGUGUGACUUUUGAAAGUUGAAUUUUUCGCGUAUAGAUGAAAAAAAGGAAAUAAAUUCCAAGCAGUGAUUUGACAAGUGCAAUCGGAAAAAUAAAACUUUGAAAUUGUAUGCUGACGCGCGAAAAAAUUAUCGUCGAAGGGUGCAGAUUAUAAAUCGCCAAAUAGCGAAAAAAAACCUGACUUUUACGUGAUUUUUUCGUCUGAAGUGAAGUUAGUGGAAGGAGCAAAAAAAAAGUUGAAGAAAAACGCGGCAAGUGAUUUUGAGCGAAGGAAAAUUCCUCGGGCCCAGAGAUAGAUCGUUUCUUUUCGACCGAGAGACGCAAAAGUUGCCGUAGAGCAGAACAAAAAAAAAAUUGAAAUCCAUAAUCCUUAGCCCCGGGGCAACGAAAGCUUAAGGGCCCAGCAGCGUAAUACAAUAUAAAAUAUAAAAACUCUGUUCCUGUUUCCAGCUGCAAGAAAAUACGCGGAAAUUUAUCGUUCUCGUUAGCAGCACAAAAAAAAAUUGUAGUGGGUGUUUCAAGUAGCGGAUGAACACGCGAAAAAAGCUUCGAUAGCGAUAUAAUAAUAAUACACGAAAAAAAAGUUAAAUAAAAUCCUAUAAAUCAUAAAUACAAAACCAGAGAAGAACCAGAAAGUCCGGCUGGAAAGCGGAAAAAAGUCGAUUACGAGUUUUUUGUUAUUUAUUCUGUCCAACACACACUGGUCAAGUGGAAGGAAAGUGUCCAGUAUAGUAGAGAGGGAAAAACAUUUCCCUUAUCGUACUCUCGCUCUCUGUCUCCGAAUAAAGCCAAGGGAAAGCAGAAGAAAAAUCCUCCUCGUGAGUGUGUACGUAUGUCAGUGCGUGUUCAUGUCAGUUUAAUCAAUUUAAUAACAUUGACCCAAAGCAUUCCAGCUUCGACGACGAUUCAAGGGAAGGAAUAAACCACCGAAAGCAUUUCCUAAACCUUCUAGAAGAAGCAAAAAAAAACAGUUCAAGUAAACGGAAAAUAAAACUCUCUUUCGGUCGCUGUGAAUACACUGAAAAAAAAAUACACACACAAUUCUUGCUCGCUUUUUCUCUAUCCAAGUGUCUCUCUAUAUCGUCGACUAUAGAGAAGCUCGAAUUCCGGUUUCCCAGAACGGUUUUCCCUUAAGUGAAAAGAACGUGCCCGCAAAGUCGUCAAACCACCAGGAAGGACACACAUUCAGAAGAAGUGGCCAAAGCGCAUCCGAGUAGCUGAAGAAGCAGAAGCAGAAGAAGACCCAAAGUUAUUCCGAUAUUAAUUUCGAUUCCUGCUAGUGAAUUCAAUACAUUCCAUAUGGUUCACAUGAUAGAAAUCGUUCGUCAAGGGAAAGUUGACUUUCCUCAAAUGAUUAUGAACCGUGCUAUUCCAGUUAAGCCAGCGGAUAGCGAAAAUCGCGGUGCGUAGAGAUCCGGUCGGUCGCACCACAAUGAAGUCGAUGUUGUCGGUAUUGCCUUCGAAACAAUUUUCGGUACCAUUGCAACAGCAAGAACAACAACAACUGGUACAACUGCAAGAGUAAAUCGAAGAAGAACUACAACAGCAGCACCAUCAACAACUAGUAAAAAAAGCGAAAGCAUCAACAGUAACUGAAAGGAUUAGGAAGUCUGUUUGAAGAUUGAUUCAGAUCAAGUGCUAGAGAUACUAGGCAAGAGGUAGUUAAAGAUACAGAAGAGGUAAACUUUGAACCUUUACAAAAUCUCUAGACAAAAAUAACAGUGAAAGCCAGCGGAAACAGUAGAGCUUUAAAGCAAGUGUGAUAUCUAGGAAAUAGGAACAAAAAAUAAGCAUAUUUAGGGAAAUAUCAGCCUAGCCAAAACGUAAACUAAAGUUUCAAAAAUUAAACUAAUACUUAAACACACACAAACAAGAGAACAGACGUUUGAGGAGAGUUGUUUUGAACGAUAUCAGUUACAUUGACUUCAGAAGUUGAGCGACUCAUUUUAGAGGAGAAAAAAUACUAACGAGAUCAGACAAAAUUGGAAUUUCCUCCAUCUUGUGGGAACGUCAGCCAAUUAGAGCACUGCAGGACACAAAUAGACACACAAAAGUAUUAGCUCCGUGAUAGGUUCGGAUUUUCAAACAAUCGUUUCGAAGUUUUCCAAGAGGGUUUCAAGAGCGGAUUUUCGCGGAAGGGAUCUCCACCUCCAGUCGUCGACCAAACGACGAAAGUCCUACUUAAACAGAACAGAGAGAAUCACCACGAAAGGCACCUUGGCCGGCCGCUGGUUUCGGAUUCACAACACUCAAGUCGUGAACCAACCGGGGUCUUCAGAAAUCGAAAGCUUUUCGUUGGCAUGCUAAGCAAGCAGCAAACCGAGGAGGAUGUAAGACAGUUGUUUAACGCAUUCGGAUCCAUAGAAGAGUGCACGAUCCUGAGAGGACCAGACGGUGCCAGCAAAGGUUGCGCCUUUGUGAAAUUUACCUCGCAUCAAGAAGCUCAAGCUGCUAUAACAAGUCUUCACGGUAGUCAAACUAUGCCGGGCGCGUCCUCCAGCCUCGUGGUUAAGUUUGCAGACACCGAGAAAGAGAGGCAACUCCGUCGUAUGCAACAAAUGGCCGGUCAUAUGAACCUGCUGUCUCCGUUCGUCUUCAACCAGUUCGGUCCCUACGGUGCCUACGCCCAGCAACAGCAAGCGGCCCUGAUGGCAGCGGCCACCGCCCAAGGAACCUACAUCAAUCCGAUGGCCGCGCUCGCAACCCAAAUACCUCAUGCGUUGAACGGUUCAGGACAACCCGUGAAUGGUGCCAUCCCCUCGCUACCGUCGCCCACGAUGCCGACCUUCAACAUGGCGGCGCAAACCCCCAACGGACAGCCGGCCGGUUCCGAGGCGGCCGUCUACACCAACGGCAUCCCGCAGACCUACCCAGGGCCCAUUUACGUAGAUGCCCUGCACCUGUCGAUACCGGCCCAAGGACUUCCAAACGGAGACGCAGCCCUGCCGCACGCAGCGUAUCCUGGCAUUCAACCGUAUCCUGGAGUUGCCUACCCAGCCGUCUAUGGACAAUUUCCGCAAGCCAUACCACAACCGAUAGCCGCCAUUGCACCAGCACAACGUGAAGAUGUGCUCGUGUUUCCCGCAGGAUGUUCGAUUUCGGGCCCGGAGGGUUGCAACCUGUUCAUCUACCACCUGCCGCAGGAGUUCGGUGACGGGGAGCUGAUGCAGAUGUUCAUGCCCUUCGGCACUGUGAUAAGCUCGAAGGUCUUCAUCGAUCGGGCCACGAACCAGAGCAAGUGCUUCGGUUUUGUGUCGUUUGACAAUCCAGCCAGCGCUCAAGCUGCAAUCCAAGCCAUGAAUGGUUUUCAGAUUGGUAUGAAAAGACUGAAAGUUCAGCUGAAGAGACCAAAAGACGCGAAUCGACCCUAUUAACAAUCAGAGAUUAAGAGCGCUUUGAGGAGUGCUUCUGCUGAAGCUUUAAAAUAGGAAGUUAAUCCUUAGGCAAAACAAAAACAGAAUUAUAUCAUCAAUUAACACAAACAACCGAAAGCAGAAAGUAAUCAAAAAAUAUACAAAUAAAAAAAACGUUAAAAAAUUCUUUAAAAAAAAAUCUACACCGCUGAGAUCGGACCUUCAUCUACCAGGAUGGCGCGUCACACUUUUGGAUACUCUCGUCCUGGAACAAAACAAAGAGAGAACAACUCUCGAGCGGCACUGACAGAAAGAGAGAGAAAAAAAAACAGAGAACGAGACGUACUUCGUUAUCCACCCACUACAAAUAAACUAUGCUACUGCUGAAAACUUAAACUUAUAUACGUCAAAAAUUAGAUAAAUGCAGUAGUUAAGCAAGACGAAGAAGAUGUAGGAGGAAAGAGAAAAGUUCAACGUAAGUCUAGUCAUAUGACAAUUGACAUCUACACACAAGAACACACUUUUUCACACAAAUAUUUACCAACACUAGUGAGCAGCAGCCCUAUAGAUUUCUGAGCCCUCCGUGUAUUGCUCUUUCUCAAUCAUCGCAGAAACACUCAAACACAUACAUGAACACAUUUAAAUCAUCUCACCCACACAGACACAAGAACCACCAAAAACAACAAGCCCACAUUUUAAAGUUCUCCUAUUGGUUAAUAGUUAUUCUUUUCCUAGAAGGAAUGCUAACUUUCAUCAUGAAAAAUUUCCCCUUACAAAAGAAAAAAAAACAGUGUCUGAAGAGAUAUCAAAUCCUAUCCACUCAUUUUUUAAGUGAGAGCGCGUUAAACGAGCCUAGAUCAGAAUUUCCGAAUUGAGAGAGAAGAAGUUUUUUCGUUCCCGUUUAAAAGAGAAAAAAAACAUCCAUUCAUACACUGUGUACAUUUUUAGAUAUAAAACAACAUAUAUUAUAUAUAUACAUUACCUAAGAAUAUUUAUACAUUAGAGAGUUUAACCAAUGCAGAACAGAAGAAUAAAUAAGAGGAAAAAACGUCCUGAGGAGGAGAUUUUUUUCCUUAUUUGAGCAUUUUUCAUCGUGCCAUUUCGGGAAAGAAUACUAAGAAGAUAUAAGAAAAUGAAAAAUUAAAACAGGAAGUAAAUUGUAAGGCUACACACAGAAACAAAGCUAUUAGUUUCGGAUUCCUAGCGUUAUUAGGUUUUAGGGUUCUCUUGAUCGAACUAGAGAAGUAAACACUGUGGAGAGAAAUUUGCGAAAGUGCGAGAGAAAGUGCGAAGAGUGUUUGUAGUAGAUUUUUCCUCUGUUUUGUAUUCUAUCGUGGCACCAGACGAACGCACCCCCGAUUUGAAGGAAUAUUCAUAAAAAAUAACAUAAUUAAACUUAACUAAAGCUUGGUCAAGGCGUAUAAGAGAAAUUUUUAGAUCGUAUUUUCUUUGGCAACGAGAAAGGAAGUAUCAAAUGUAUACAUUUUGAUCCUCGUAGUACAUUGAAGUUUUUCACUUACACAUACAUAAACUCACACUCUUUUUUCUCUCUUUUUUAACAUAAUUAUAUAUCUGAUAGCAUUAAAUAAUACUGUAUUGAAAAUUUAGAUAAUUGAGAGAUUCUCUUUGCCGAAAUGGAAUUUAAGCCUUUGAACGGGAAAGCUAUAGCCUGUGAAGGAUUGUUUCCCCCAAAAAGAGAAUGAAAUUCGUGCGGGAGAAUUUCGUAAGCGACACAUACAUACACAAACACAUACUUUGUAUACUAGCUAGAAGUAAUUUUAUCGAUAUGAAUGAACGCGUAACCAUACAUUUUAAAUCUCCUAUCAACACUGGAUCAUUAGAGUAUUGCAUUAGUUUCUCUUUUAUCGCUUUUCGGCUAGAAUAGUGAACGCGGCCGAUGGUAGAAAAUCAUGUCCCAAGUUCAACCGAAAAUGCUUAGUUUGAGCCUGGGCAUUAGUUCUUAAUCAAAAUGUAGCAUUAAAUUAUCUUUCAAUGUAGUUUAAUUGUUUAUUUAUUUUUAGUUAAAAGUUUAUUUUUUACCACCGCGAUUGCUAACAUCGUUUUACCUGUUUCAGUAUUAAUUUAUUUGAUUUAUCCAACCUUGUUUGUAGUGCGAUAAAGUUACCCACUCUAGGUUACCUCUAGUCAAUCACCGAACGGUGUGAUUAUUAAGUGCAAUACAACCUUUAACAAGUCCCUAUCCGCACGUUGAUUUGACGUUGAAGUCUUCUUAGAAGAACGAAUUUACUGCAAAACAUGCAUAAUUCUAGGUUUAAGAGUACUAAACUUUUGGGUUCUAAUAAUUCUCAGUCUUAAGAAUAGAAGAAGCAGGGAUUUGAGAAAAAAAAAACCUUGAGUUCUCACAUCUAGAGUAAUUUGUUUCGAUUGUCGAUAUGAAAAUUAACUCCUGUUUGAAUUCCAGAACUAAAUUAAUCACACACAUACAACCAUGAUUACGAAAAAAGAGCAUUUAUUCAUUCGACAUGAAUCUACAGCUAAGCCAAGCCAAAAAAUGAGAUAAAAAAAUGUAAAGUCAAAUCAUGCCACUGCAAAUGAAGAAAAAAAAAUUAGCGAAACAAUAAAUGCCUCGUAGCUGAUAGCGAGACAAAUAACGAUAACUUUAUCACCACAACACUGAAAAAAGGAGAAAAAUCUUAGGCAUCAUGUAGCAAAAUGUAUAAAAGUAAGGCAGAGUUCCUCCCAAUUUUUUCCGUUGUUUCCAAUCACACUCCUUCGAAUAACAACUACAUUUAACAUGCAACCUAAAGUAACAAAUCAACAAAACGGAUAAUAGGUUCCUAUAGCAGAGGACAAUUCCUUAAGAACAAAAUAAAACAAUCCAGCGCCCAAACGAAGGCAAAACUUUAAGUUUCUCCUAGUAGGCACUAGAUGGCAGACUUGCUUGUUUUGCGUUUCGGUUUUCUUCGUCUUAAGGAAAAGGACCCCAGGAGCAGUGCAUUUUUUUUCGUAAGUUUGUUUCGAUCUCUGUUUUCCGCAUUUCAGCAGCGUAUUUCACAGAACGUGUGUUUCAAAUUCAUCAACUUGGUCCGCGACGAACAUCAAGGAUGGAACAUCUUGCCAAACCCUCUCCCAUUGCACACUAAAUUUGAAACAAACAAAAAAACUGGUGGAUUCUUUCGGCGAUGGGAAUUUCUUUUUUUUUAAGAGCAAUUUGGAAUCAGUUUUGAAUCGAAAAAGAUUAAACACUUAGUUACAAAUGGUCUGUAAAAUGUAUGAAACUCACUCCUAAAAGUUUAAAAUCAAGAUUUCUUUGGUGAAGAACCGUGAAAAAUGAAUGAAAUUAACAAUUGGUGAAUUUGAACUUCAAAUUUGGACACUGCAUUUAAGAGAGGUUUUUUUUCCAUUGAAAAUAAAAGAAUCAAAGAUUUUGAAGUAAAAUACCUUUUUGUUCGAAAGUUUAAGAUUAUGUUACAAAAGUAACAGAAACCAUUCUGAAAUGCAAAAAGUUUUUAUGUUUUUUUCAAAUCUACUGACUGAUUGGAAAUUUUCUAAUGUUCUAACACAAUAAAUUCUUUUUUAAGGAUUUUUGUUACCCAAAACAUUUUUUUACGGUGAACAUACCAAGUAAAAUAUAGAAUUAUUGUGCAUUUUUUUUUAUCUCAAACGAAAUAUUGAACAGAAAAACUAUAUUAAAACCAGAAAUUUUGAUAAUUUUGGAAUGAAAGAAACAACGCACAAUCACAAUAUUUUUUGCACAUUUUCCGGUAGCGUCAUCGGAUGCUGCUGCACUGCAAACGCACAAAUGACUUACACAAACGUCCAGAUUCGUUUUUUGUUGACUGCAUAACUCUCACCCAGUGUCUCUCACUCCUGUCACAAAGUGAUGAUCAAUGAACGAACAAAUCAACAAUGGAAACCUUAAACAAAUGGGCUGUGAUUUAAAUGUUUUCUUUGUGAGAUAUAUUUUUUUUGUUUUGUCUUGCCUCCAUGUGGUUUUAAAACGUUCCGACUUCCUGUUUUUCUUCCUCUAAUUAGAUUGAGUUGUGAAAAUUUUUCUGUCACAUCAAGUGAUAUCACCACGAGAAACAACUGGAAAAAGUUUACACCCUUGCAGGGUUGAGAGAACAGAAAUCCUGACAUGAUGUGUGAUACUGUUUAACCCGAAAAUCUAAACUAUCGAUGUUUAUCGUUACUGUAAUCAAAAUGAAACUAGCCAUCUUGUGGGGGCGUGGAGAUUGAUUGCAAUAAUUUUACAGCUUAACAUUUUUUUUUGAGUUUUAAUCAUUUUUCAACUGGUAACAAAAAGUUGGAAAUGAUUAAAAUAGAAAAAAAAUGAGAGGAAACAUUUUCUCAGUGUAAUUGUCAGUGUUGCCAAAGUUCCUGCCCUCUCAAGGUUGGCUGUUUUGUUUUUUGCUAAGACACCCUCUAUGAGGGAAAACGUUCGCUGUAAAACGUCAGUACCUUGAAGCUAUAGUUGGCUGCCUCAAACCUCAACGAUUUUUGUGGGCUUAAAGUGGUGCCCAAAAAAUAAGAUUAUGUUGUUCCAAUCGAAACCGUCAUUAGUGUUUGUUUUAGUGUUUGAUAAUAAACUGUAGAAAAAUGGAUAACUGUCGCUUGGUUUCAAUGUUUGCCUUUCUCUGACACUUUCUGUGCGCGAGUGUGAGUACCGGGUGAGAAUUUUGUUGCAGUUUGAGGAUAUUUUUGUCAAUCGUUCGAAUCGAAUCCACCGGUCCGGGAGAGGCAUUGCCUUUGAUUGAGAUCCCUAUUGCCAAACGAUUUUAAAUGACUGUACAUACUGUAAAUUUCUAUUUAUCAGCUAACAAAAAUAUCUAUUGGAUGCUAAAACCUUUCAACCUAGAACUAGGACUUUUGAGAAAGGCAGUAGUAUGGAUGAAAAAUUAUUGAAUCAUAUCAGUUUGAAAUGAAAUUAUUUUAACGAACAAAAAUACCUAUACCUAUUAUACACAAAACACCGAUAUACUUAACGAAAAUAAAAUCGCAUAUGUAGCAUAUAGUUUUGAACAAACAAGUUUAAAAAACAAGAAAGGACUACAGCCCAACGAAAGUGAACCCACCUUUUAACGAGCAUGCUUUCGAUUGGUUUAACCCUGAUCUCUACAUGCUUGGGACCUUCCCUCGAAUCCUGUUCCUGUGAACCAUCCUCUCCCUCCCAGAAACUGAAGAGCUAGGUUCGUUGACCCCGCCCUCUAGAACAGCCCCACCUCUGUUUGCCAUCCCAGCCCACCCACAUCUAAACUACAAUUUGGUUUCAAACCACAACCCCACCAUCCCCAAAUUAAUAUUAUAAUUACUCGUAACGUUUGCGCCAAAACAAGAGCGCAAAGUUACGACAAAAGUUGUAUUUAGUAGUAAAUAUUUUUAUUAGUCUAUACACACGUAGAUAAUCCAAAGGCUCGAUAGUAAUGGUCAGCUAUUUUAGUCGCUUAUUGUGAAAACUCUUCUAACCUUCAGUUAGCCGCUGAACUGAAACAAAAAGUCAAAUACGAGUAGAAAAUCUAAUUUUCUUGAAAAGGACACACUUACAACGCUGAGUGUGGACUGUAUCGGAAUCCGAAAAAAACGGUACGCAGAGUUUAAAACCCACAAUUGCUGGACUAUAGUUCCAAAAUUAUCGAAAAAUUAAAAUAGAUCGCGCAUUAAGAGUUUGCUCAGCAUUAUCCUCCUGCAGGGGAGCCAGAAAACCUUCAUAUUUUGACAUACAAUCUUACCCUCUUAUCUGUUGUGUUAGGAAGAGCAGCAAAAAAUAUCUUAAACAUGGAAACAAAACAAAACCAAUCAAAUGGGAUAACCAGUGGACAACUCUAUAUAGAAAUCAACUUUUUAUGCCCGUAUCAAAUCCGUACUGAGAUAUAUUUAGAAAUGCUUAUAAGCAAGUGCAUACAGACAAACACUUACACAUCCGAAAUAAAAAGAGUAAAAAAGAACAAAUUUUGAAAAGUAAAAAAAAUAGUUUUAUCAGCUAAGAAAUCAUUGAAACCAAAACCUAAAAUUAAAAUAAAGUAACCGUCUACCAGUUCCGAGAUCUCUGAAGGGUGCCGGACAGUGUCCCCGACUAUUAGGAAUACCAACAAAACUCUCAAACAACCACCACAACUACUAACACAAACACCUGACACAUAUACCAGUAAAUUGUGUCUUUUUUAGGGAGCAGUUUGGUUAUUCGAAGUAAGCAAAUUCCAAGACACGUCCAUCUCGCCCCAUAAACUACCAAAUGGUUUCGUUGAUGUUUGCAACCUAAACAUUCAGACAUUCUUGGAAUUAUUUCAAUCAUCUUCCCACCCUUCUAGGGGUUCUUUCUUUAACCAACUAGGCUUUUGACUGUAGGCCUUAGUAAUCUAUAGGGUAUUAGUGCUUAGUGUCAGCUUGAUUUCCGUUCCAUAAACAAUACCAAACUAUUGAGAUUCGAUCAUUUCCGAGCGCCGCCACCAACCAUCCAUCCAAAAUAGACUAGUGAACCAAAAAAAAACAACUUCCUAGCUAGCGAAAUUGAACCACAACAACAACUACUUGAAAACGAAACAAAAAAAAAACGAUGAAAUGAAACUACUAAUCUCUAUCUACUACUUGCGUUGAUUCUUAUCUAUCUUCUGUUCCACUAUCUACUUAAGGCUCAAGCUGUCGAGGCUUAGUUUUGCGUUGAAUCUAUCAAUCCAACUGCGGGCUGCUGGAAAGCCGCCCGAGGUCUAUCUAUCUUUAAAACUCGUGGGAAGAAACAAAAAAAAAGGAAACUGAUCCACCUAGUUAUCAUCCAUAAUUUAGUGAAAACAUACACCACACACUUUCACACACCACAUGUACACAUCAACACGAAUUCUAGUUAAAAUCCAACCUAUCGCUAUCACUAACACCACUAAGCUAACGUACCAAUUGUUUCCGUUUGAUUGGAGAAAUCAUCCGAUGAAGGUUUGCACGGUCAACUGUUCUAGAUAAGCAUUGAACAUUCAAAGACGCGAAUAGAAUCAUCCUUCUUAAAAAGGUAUCAGCAGAAUCAAAACAGUUUGUUUUGGUUCCGCACGCUUUGAUUCCAAUCGCAAUUGAGAACAAUGGAUUGAUGAUUGCUGAUGACAGGUGAUGAUGAUAAACGCCGCACAAAUGUUUACAUCAUCACACUGUAAAGAAAACCUACUCAAACUGUGGUUAACAGUAACACUGCAGUGUUGGCAGAUAAGAAUGAGUAGAUUUAUCGAAUGACUCAUUCAGAAAUGAGUACUUUCCCGGAUAGGGAAUAUGAUAAGUGGAGAGUGCGACUAUAGCAAUCGCUAAUGAAUUGUGUAGUUAUGUAAUGACUAGACUGACGAAAUAAAAAUAACUCUAUUCCACCACUGAGACCUGCGUUUUAACAGUUGCUAUGCAUGGUUUCUUUUUGGAAAAUCUGAACGAACUUUUUAAGCUCCUUUUUAAAAGCUUUCGCAUAAUCUUCACAAAAAUAUGAUUCGAGUAAAAAUAAACUUCGGAAAACUGUAUUUUCUUCUAUAAAAAACAUCUUCUAAGCAGUACUUGUACACUUCGUUUUUUUUAACGAUUGCUCUCGAACUACUUCAUCGAUGAGUUAUCCAAUCUUUCAGUUGAGAACCCCUUUAGCACCAAUACAACAACACAUCUGGUCAUAGCUUGAACCAAUACUCUCAUGCAUACACACAUACAUACACCGAAAACAUUCAUACACACAAAGAAAAAAAAACGAGGAAGCACGUUAAUCAACCUAUUAAGAUACUAAAUUGUAGCCAGUAGGAUGCUCUUGCAAGUGAAGUAAAGAAAUAUAUUAUAUAAAAGAAAAAUGUAUAAAACAUAGGAUACAGGGUAUUUCUUGCAAUUAAAGAGAAAAAAUAACAUGUUGAUUGACGAAAAACUAUUAUUAUUAUUACUAUUAUUAUUGAGAAAAAUCGGAAUAACAAAAAAAAAACACUAUGAAGAAUGAACGUAAGCAGCGAGGGAUUUAUUAGGAGAUACCAGCAGCCAUUUUUUCUUUUUUGCAAGAAAGAGAGAAAAAACAUUUGUUUGACAAACUGGAGGCACUCGAAAAAGUUCUGUUUUGUGAUAUGAAUGAACUAAGCUAAGAAAAUCUAAACAAAUUGAUAAAUAGUAACCAUAUUCAAAAAAAAAAAGAACAAAAAAGUGUAAACAAUAACAAAUGAAGAAUUUAUUAAUUAAACAGAAUACUAUCAUAUUGACUAACACAAAGGCGAAGAAGGGAUAAGAAAAAACCAAAACUCGUACUACGAUUUAUUAGAACAUAUUUAAAGAGCGUCGUCAUCUUCACACUCUCACACAAACCCCUUUGAACCUUCAAUUUUUUCAGUAUCGACCAGCCUCUCUUCUUGUUUUAUUUCUUCCGCAAUGCCUCACCCUUCCUUGUUCAGAGAAAAAAUUAUGAAAAAAAAAAUCUAAUAGUUUAACCCCUCUAGAAGCAAAGCACUGACCUCAACCACUAUCUCUAUCACAUUCACACACAUUCAAAAGAGAAAAAAAACAAGAAAAGGAAUGCGCAGAAAACUCGAGCGCAAGUAAAAGAAAAAAAACCCUUUUCACUAAAUUUUGCUCGGCCAUCUCUUUCGCGUUAGUAAUUGACUUAUAGUGAAACAAAACAAAAAAUGAAACAAAAAAUACCGUUAUAUAUGCACGAUUUUUUCGCAUUUUUACCUAUUACCGAUUUUAGAACUAAUAAAAAAAUACAACAUAACUAUUAAAGAAAAUUAUUGAACAAAAACCAACUUAGAGGAAACAAAAAAAACCAACCGCAAAUCAGAUUGCAAACUAUACAUUAUGAAAAAAUAUACUAGAUUUACACAAGUAAGUAAUUGAAGGUAACUAAAAACUAACAAACCAAAACAAAGAGAAAAAAAAGAUAUGCAAACUCUCACACACACAACCCAGGCGCUGACGCAUUAGCGGGGUAAAAAAAAAACCUAUUGAGAAAGAAUACCAGGAUAAGUCCUGUACAUUAUGCGAUAUUUAACGCUUCAUAUAUUAUAUUUAGCAGUAAAAAAAACAAGGGAGAAGCCGCAAAUUGAGCAGUAAAACAGCAUUCAUUCUGAAAAUUAAUAAAAAAAAAACAUACCGAAAGAAAAUUUAAAACCUAACAGUAGAACUAAACAAAAAGUUACAAAAGGCGGUAUAUGGAAUUUGAAAUUUGUAGAAUCGCAUCUCGUACUCAACCGAAUAAAGUUUUCGAGCCGGAAUUUGUGUUUCAAAAUGCCUAAAUAUGCCAAUGAUAUAAUUUUUUGGAAUUGCAGUUUCUGUUGUUGAUAUCUGUUACCAAAUAUUGAUUCAGAUCAUCAAUCAAUUAAUGAUGGAAUUUGAUAUGUAAAUCUAAAUCUAGAUUCCAGAUUCAUUUGGUAAAACUGUAUUUGAAAUUGAAAUCUGAUUUUAGAAACUUUAAUUUGUAGAAAUCGAAACUCAUGAUUUCUAAGUUUUGAGUUUCAAUUUCCUUACUUUUCAAUUGGAAUUUUCUUGGAAGGCAGUCAUUUGAUUUUUUAUUCAUAGAAUUCAGUGUUUCGAAAGUUUGAAAUUGAUUUUCAGCUAAACAUUUUGGUUUUUUGCCUUUCAAAAUCAAAAUUUUCAAAUUCCAGAAAUCCGCCGUGUGACAUGAGGUUUUAAGUUAAUCUUUGUCAAAAACUCUUACAGCUGUCAGGAAACUACAAAACAAGAAAAACUGAAAUGCAGCACAAAGCCACACAAAUGCAGUCAAGUCAGUCAGUUUUAUUCAAACCUACACGGAGGAAAAAACUUUAAUUAUUGCGACAAUAUCGUAUUAUAAUAACAAAACAAAAAAAAAAGAUAAUUAAAAAUUGAAAUGAAGCCUUAAAAUGUAUAUGCAUCAUAAGAGAAUGCCGAACGGCAUGACUUACAACAGAAUAUGAAGAAGGUUGAGGAGAGGAAAGAUUGUGGAAGGAGUAAGCACGAUCACCAGAGCUGCCAGCAGCGAAGAAAAUCGGGAGAAGUUGAGUCGGUCCGCAGAGAGAAGAAGAAAAGCUGUGUUUAGGACUAGGGAAUGCAUUAGCCAAACGCCGAUCCAAAACGAGUGGUGAAAAAUUUCUCCAUCAGCAAAAGAGCAUUUGCAAACACGGAAAACUCAAGCUCACAUGCAAAAACAAAAACUCCACAGCCAGUAAACAAAAGCCGAAACAAAACAAACAUAAGCGUAAUCAUGCCCUUCUAUUCGACCAUUUGAAUGGUUUCAAUCAAAGAAUUUUCUCUAAGAAACAAAACAAACAAAAUAACUUAUUCAAUGGGAAACAUAACACAUACAAAUGCAGUUUAAACGAUGAUGAUUGAAAGAAUUGAACUUACAUACUUGCACACGUUUGUUGUGUAACAAACUAAGAUAAAUAUUUGAGGAUAGGGGCAAUACGCCCUUUUUCCAACAAAACUAAAUUAUUUAACAAAACCAAAAAACAAACAGAGACAGUCCGACGAGAAGUAGCAAAGCUCCACAAUCCGAAGUUGAAUCCACCGUUUUUCUUUGUUGUUCUUGAAAGUAUAUGAAGCCAUCGAUAAAUUUGGAACAUCGGCAAACCUCUCUUGAUAGAAAAGUGAGGAAAGGAGAAAGCGAAAUUUCGAGAUUCGGUAACACGCUUCUUUUUUCUUUUGCUUCGCCCUUUUGGAUCCACGGUAACCCUACCCAACAUCUGUCAGUUAGCAUCCUCCUCCACGAAAUCAUUCCCGGUUUCUUGACUUCUAACCUCCUACCAAAGGCGAUUCGGUACGCUAGUUUUCGGUUGAAACCAAUUUGAUUGUAUUUCCUCGAAAGCCGACAUGCAUGAACACAAUUUUUCAGCUCUAUAAUAUACUUGAUAAAAAAAGAGAACAAAAGAGGAAAUGGUAAAUAAUAAAAUAUGAAUUUAUUUGGGAGAUAACAAAAAAUAAGGCGAAAGCGAAAGAAAAUAAGCAUAGUACAUAAAGUAUAUAUAUAUUUAUAAAAGGUAAAAUUAUUUAUAUUAACAAAUUAAGAAAACAAAUGUAAAAAGAACUAUGAUCUAAAUUUUAAGUACAACAGUAUUAGAUUAAUCAUAAAAAUGAAAUAAAGAAAUACUGGAACUAGUUUAAAUUGAGCUAUUAUUUGAACGCUGAAGCCACGAACAUUCGUAAAUCAUCAAUUUUGAGAUCGUACGAGAAAAAAGUACUUAGUAGCCAUGGAGAGUCCUUGAGAAUAGGUAAUUUCAGUGAAAUUGUACGCAAAUGAACUUAUUCAGCCAAGCGGAAAACGAAGCGCGAAAUGCCGGACUUUGGAGUAUGAAAGGAUGGAGAAAAAAGAAGUAUAUUCAAAAAUCAUAUCAGGCAAAAUCUAAAGUAAACUUUUAAAAAGUAACCAUGAUAGUGAAAAAUCAGCUAACGUUCAUUAUUAUUAUUUUUAGGAAAAUUUUAUACGUACUCGUUCGAAAGUCGUAAUAUCACGCCAAAGUAAUAAAAAAAAAACAAAUAAAAAGUUCACUUACACUAGCACAAAAUGCAAACCCGUACAUUGUCCAUACACCAGAAAUAUUCCACACAUACACCACCAACCCACAUUCAGCUAACUCGAAACCCACCAAACCCAUGCCAGCAGAUACGCGCUGGCGAAAUAGUUCUCUUUUACCCUAAUCGUACAGAGCGAGAAACUAGAAGAGCCUAUCUACUGUUCCCAUCUUCCAGUUGAAUGCUCACGAGAGCGCGAGAAAGCAAACACAGUUCAAGAGAGAGCAAAUCCGAGUGGAAGCCAAGCUCCGUUCUUAAAGGGUAGCGAGAGAGAAUAACUCGGAGCAAGAAAGAGAGUUCGUCUGUUCAGACAAAAAGUUGAGGGGUUUGUGGCUCUGCGCUGCUACUGCUGGUUUCUCCCUCUUGAAAUCGUUGAUCCCUUCCAACAAUUCGUUUCGACAGGUUAAUUACACCACCAAAUACACGUCCAUAACUUAAAAUAACAACUAUUGAAACAAGCUACAAAUCGCUAGAACAUAUUUGAGGGACAAACAAUUUCAUACAGAAGCAUACUAACCAAUCAAUUAACUGCAGAAACAGACUUAUAAAGAUUACAUACAUUAAACAAAAAAGGAUGAGAACUUUGCUAGAAAUAACCACAGUGGCUUUCCCUUGUGAAAAAUGGCUUUUAGGGAAACACAAACAGUAAAAGUUCAGCAUCAUUAUUAUUAUCAUUAUUAAAACAAAUAUAACUCACAAGUAGUGAAUCCAGUUUCGCGUAAGAAAAUAGUCUAAAUCUGCAUUGCUUCAUUUCCAGCUGUCAUUGAACUUGAACAUUUGUUUCAAAUACAAAUCAUACUCCUCUGUACGGAGUAACAAAGGUUAAGAAAAUACAACUAUUGAACAAAACCUAUAAUUGACCACACUUUAUACACAAGAAAGAAAAAAAAUAAAGAGAAAAAAAGAACACACACUAAAAAAUAUACAAUAAUUAUUAUUUAAGAAAAUUAUAUCUAUCAACUUUUGUCAUCAAUUAAAUUAAAAUUUAACUAAAAUGCGAUAAAACAGGAAUAUUGAUACUACAUUUGGUCGGGGUCGAUCGCUUGCCAAGGAGCACAAAGCCUAGUGUGAAACACAACAGUCACACACGCACACACACACCCAUACCACCCCAACCACUACAAAGAACCACACACGACCACCACCUUACAAUCCACAUCAGGCGACACGUGUCCUCCACGAGGCAUUUCGCGACGGCAUCCGAACCGAUUUAGAGACUUACAUUCUUAUUAGUAAAAAAAAUGAAAAGAAGAGCACGGAGGAAAACGGAGGAGAGUAACGUACACAUUAAAAAAACCAAAAAAAAAACUUAUUGCGAGCUAGAGAACGAAGCCGUAGCAGCGGAUGAGAAUGAACUACUAUUAGAACACGAAAAAAAAACACUCACACAGACACACAAAAACAGCUAACAAUCGAAUAACAGAGAGAACAUAUUUAAGCUACAAAAUCAACACAACCACAUACACAUAAAAGUAAACGAAAAAAAAGCCCAAUGCUGAACGGAAAUGCUAGAAGCCCGAAAAAGCAUGAACAAAAAAAUUGAAUAAAAUGCCAAAACCAACUUGUUUAGUUAAAAAAGAAGAACAAAUAGAAGUGAAAGUAAGGAAAAAGUUAAAAUUAUUAUAAAAAAGGAAUGGUGGAUGAAAAAAAAAACACAAAAAACACUUUUCCAUUUUAAUGGACAAAGGGGCGAAGAAAAAUGAUUACUUAUUAUCAAUUAUUAUUAGAAAGGAAAACAAACGCAGAACAAACGCAAAAUUAACUAAUUUUAUUAAUGAAUUAUUAAACUUAUUGAUUAUUAUUAUUACGGUUCUAUUGCAAUUAUUAUUAAAACUACAAGGAAGAAAAAAAUGCGCGAUACAGAGGAAUAAUGAGAAAUAAAUGAAUAAUUUUGUAUAGUGGCGCCCGACCGAAUCAACCGGUACGAAUCCGGACCUACUGAGGCAGACCUUUGCGCAUGUUUGCAUACGUACGGAUACGGAUAACCUUUACUAUAACGGACGCGGAAAUCGUUGCAUUUUACCAUUAGUAGUGAUCAGCUGUGGCGCUAAAUGAACAAAGAAAAAGAAAUUUCGUUUUUGCUAUGGAAUAAUUGCAAUUUAUACUUAAAAUAAUUAAUAAAUAUAUAUAAUAAAAGAAAAAAAAUAUUACCGAAUACAGGAAAAGGUUUUACCCAUAAGCCAGUUUCAAAUGUUUAAUUUUUCAAACGAGAAAAAAAACUAGAGUAUUUAUAAAAUGCCAAGCCUAGUAGAGAAGUUGAUUGCCAUUGUAGAGUAGUGCGAACUGUGUAUUAAGCAAAGAUAGGAAUGCAAAACCAUUAUAAAGGAAGCAAAAUGCACUCUUGGACUAGAGAUGAACAAAAAAAAACAACUUAUAAAACAACUAGCGUUAUAUCAGCAUUUAAAAAGAAAAAAAAAUGAGAAUCGGUUACGAUAACAUUCACGAGAAACGAUGAAAGGUUGAUUCUUCUUGGCUUCGGGACGGUUGAAUCGGUCGCGCCAAAGAUCAAAUAUAUUAUUAUAUAUGAAGAAAACAUAUUAUUAACUUUAUAACAAAAAGAAAAUAACAAAAUAAAGUUAAAAAUACACUUUUA